AUGAGCCCAGCUCUCAAAAAUAUUAUAUCUUCUCUCCAGAGAAGUGCAACAUUUAUCAAUUCCUUAAUUGCUGCUUUGACGAUUGGUGGGCAACGACUGUUCUCGUCUUUCACAUUCAGAUGUCCCUGUCAAGUGGGGAAAAAUUUCUAUUAUGGUUUUGCUUUUCUAGUUAUUCCUGCCUUGAUCCUGCUGAUUGCUGGCUAUGCUCUGCGAGGCCAAAUGUGGACAAUUACCAGCGACUGCUGCUAUGGAUGUUCUCCUCCACGCCGCCAAACCAGCCUCCUGGAACGCAAGCUGGCUUGCCUUAGGUUCUUCAGCAUCACCGGGAGAGCAGUCGUUGCUCCCUUAACGUGGCUGGCAGUGACCCUACUGACAGGCACCUACUAUGAAUGUGCAGCAAGUGAGUUUACGUCUAUAGACCAUUACUCAGUGUUUGACAAUGUCAGUGCCAGCAAACGAGAAGAGGUCCUAGCUGGGUUUCCGUGUUGCAAAUCAAUUCCUUCUGACAUGAUCCUAGUAAGAGACGAAGUGGCUCUUCUGCACAGAUACCAAUCUCAAAUGCUGGGCUGGGUUGUGAUCACCUUGGCACUCAUCGCUGUUCUGGUCUCCUCCUGCUUGGCGCGGUGCUGCUCUCCCCUCACCUCUCUGCAGCAUCACUACUGGACCACUCACCUGCACAACGAGAGGGAGCUCUUUGAACAAGCAGCAGAACAGCACUCGAGGCUCCUCGUCACGCAGCACAUCAAGAAAAUAUUCGGCUUCAUUCCUGGGGAUGAAAGCGUUAAACACAUCCGUAUUCCUUCUUGUCAGGACUGGAGAGAUAUUUCGGUACCCAAUGUUGCAUGCAUGGGUGAUAAUUUGCAGAGUCACUACAGUUUCCUUGGAGACAGGGGGGAUGAGGAUAAUGAGGAAGGCAAAUCAGAAAGGAUUGAGUUAAAACCUUGA
This is a messenger RNA of Orycteropus afer afer, 945 nucleotides long. It is a transcript of the gene CALHM4, whose product is annotated as calcium homeostasis modulator family member 4. Gene Ontology annotation, molecular function: monoatomic cation channel activity. The transcript has 2 exons. The record is from RefSeq and is a predicted model, not a curated record. Bases 1 to 945 code for a protein of 314 amino acids. NCBI's taxonomy places the organism in Eukaryota, Metazoa, Chordata, Mammalia, Tubulidentata, Orycteropodidae.